UGCAUUAUUAAUCGUCGAAGAAGAAAAUUAAUGUUGUUAAGUAGUUGUGAAAAGGCUACUACCAUAUGAAUGUGAACGCCAAUUGUGUGAAUUAGCAAAUUUUCUGUGACAAAUUAAAUGUGUGAAACACGAGUAGAAUACUAAACCGUUCAAGCUUACGGUAAAAAGAGUAUGUACAGCACUUGCACUAAAAAUUUUUGUAAAAAAGUUGUGUAAAAUAUUUAUCAAUCAACGAAAAAGAAAACAAGAGAGAAUUGAAAAUUUAUUAAAUGAAAAUUUGAGAGCCCUUCAAAGUGAAAAGCAGGGUGCGCGACGAAGAAAGUGAGAAGCAUAAAGUGAAUUGUGUUUGUUAAACCGUUUUUUGUUGUACUAUUGACUAGGGCGCGUAGCUUUUUCGCGUUCAAAGACGCAAUAAGUUUAAUUACCAUUUUUCCGAGUUAAAAGUGCCAUAUUGCCAGAUUCGUUACGUUUGUUUUGGCACGCGUACGCCGAAAUCUUUAUUGUGGGAGCGUGAGUCCUGGCCGAGGCGUUAUGUGUUUGUGAGAAAAAUCGAUUAACUCUUCACUUCAACACCAUUCGUACACAGUAGCGAAACAGUCGUGAAUUGUGCGACGUAAAACACGCUGAGAUAACGCCAAUGUGUUGUCCUGCCGACUGGACGUACAUGACAAAAGCAGCAGCAGCAAACAUAUCGAUGUCAUGGACAGAGAUCCAGGAAAGAAUAAGGACCCACCCAAUGCACCUACAGCCGGUGAUGUGGGUCGAGACCGUGAUACCAACUAUGAGCAUGAGUAUGCAGAAGUAGGCCCACCGCCUAUACCAGCUACGCGCACACGGCGAUUUCAUCGCACAGCUGAUGUGUUGCCGUCAAGUGGCGCUGCAACACCAUUAGAACCAGCUGUGACCGACAUUGGCACCGUUAUUGCGGAUAACACACACGAACAGUUGGAGACGUCAACAAUUACGCGCACAUAUACUACGCGUAAGAUUAUACAUUGCUCGUCGGAAUUCCAUGAGAGCAGUUCUAGUUCUAGUUCGGUGCAGUAUGUGGCCGAAGAAGAGCUUGAUACGCCUACAACACCGCAACGGUUGCGCCAGAAAGUGGCGGAGUAUGAAAAGGUUUGGUCCUCUGGCGGUAGUCUUAAGCGUUCGCCGGACGAGAGUGCCGAAGAGUUGCGACGCGAAUUCAUGGAAGCUACGUCGGCGGAACACUCAUCGCAAGCCAUUACCGUUGUGGGUGAGACAUUAGAAAAUCCCUUUGAUAUUGAUGUGUUAGAAAUUGAGAAGCGGCUGCGUAGGGAACGACAGCGUGGUUUGGCUGAAGCUGAAGCGGCUAAGCAAGCAUUUCAACAGGUGCAGUUGCGCCAUACGCCGCAACCUUCACCGCGUCGGGUAGAGGUGCAAGAAGACUCCACACCGUUGCCAUUUAAUGUGACACUGCGUACAACCACUAAAUUAAGCCCCGGUAAUGAAUCAGGACAUAUUGAAGUAGGAGACGAACAAUCAGGAAGUCCUUUUAAUGUAACGCUGCGCACGACACGUCGGAUUGUAAAGAAGGAUUUAUCGACGAGCUCACAGCAAUAUGAAGAAACUACAACGACCACCGGUAACCCUUUCAAUGUCACGCUACGCACAACUACACGACAAGGCUAUCCGAUAAGCCCCGUAAGUCCUGGCGAUCCGAAAAGUGCAUCUGCGAGUUUUUUGGAAUCUGAGCAGACAAUACGUGAAGUUCAUGCCGUUGAUGGUGUACGCACGAUCAUCACCUCGUCCAUGACAAGUGAUGGAAGCAAGCACGAAGAGAAAAUUUUCCGUCAUGGCGAAGGUUAUGUGUCGCCUCGUUGUUCACCGCAACGGGAGAAUCGCGCUUUCUUCGAAUCCAUGGAGAGAGAACGUGAAAGUUCCGUGCCGCGUUCUUUGAGCGGUCGCACCAGCGCAACACCACCACCACGAACUGUUGAUAUGACUGCUGGUGGUCGCCGUAUAUUAAUACGUUUGGAGGAUGAAAGUCUCGACACGAGUGCAUAUCAUGAAAACAGCGACAUUACUGACUCAGUGCAGGCGCGCAUUCGUCAGUUAGCGCGCAGUCCAGACGGUGGCGGUGGUGCCGCUGCUAUGUACAACGUUGCGAUGGAAACGUCACCGGGUAACAUUGACAUUACCGUGGGUAGUACGCAUCACCACCACCACCAUCAUCUGCACCAUCAACAACCAACGCAACCGCAACAGUCGGGCCAAUGGUAUUACCAACAGCAACGGCAAGAACAACAAAUGGAAACCAACAACACUAUGGAAAAUAUGAUUUUGGAAACUCAGGAACAAACUCCAUGGCAAAGGCAAUCAGGUGAAGCAGUAACAAUCAGUACAGAAAAAGGCGAAGCCGCGGCAGGACUUACAGUAACGGGCACGCAUACGGCUAGCAUAUUGGAGACGGGCCAAUCGCACGAUUCUUCCGCAGAAGAAUCGCAACGAGUUGUCAGCAGAAAGAAGAAAACGACAACGACUACAACGACGUCAGUAACUAGUAGUAGGCACGCGACGAGCGAAGAACGUGAAUUACGCGAAGAACAUCAGCGCCAAGCUUUUGCCGGAAAAUUAACGCGUCCAACUGGUUUAGCUCUAUCCGGUGCUAAUGUACGUUUGGGUAGUGGCACGGUUGGACAAGAAAAGGCCGAAAACCCUCUGAAAAGUGAUUUAAGUGACGAUUCGGAUACGGAAGGUGUCGCUGCAAAGCAUCUGGUAAUUGUGCCCACACGUGUGGAGCCCAACCAGGCAGUCGGCAGAGUUAGCCGCAGUCAAAGUCCGAGUGUUAGUGUGAGUGCAAGUGCAAUACAUACGUCGACAACCCCUUCAACGACAACUGCAUGCAGUACUUUCGGUAAGAGUCUGACAGGUCAUCAGACACUUCAACAACAAAGUACUCAAGACGAAUACCAAGAAUUCCAAUCCACAAUGGCAGCGAUUAAUUUCGCACGCAGCAACUCCCAAUAUGACAGUCACAUCAGGGAGAAGAGAGAGGAGCAAGAACGUGUGCAGAAGAAGACAUUUACUAAUUGGAUUAAUUCGUACCUCUCGAAGCGUGUUCCACCGCUUCGUGUUGACGAUUUAAUCAACGAUUUACGCGACGGUACUAAACUUAUUGCACUUUUGGAAGUGCUUUCCGGCGAACGUUUGCCCGUGGAAAAGGGCCGCGUUCUACGACGUCCGCAUUUCCUCAGCAAUGCCAAUACAGCCUUACAAUUCUUAGCUAGUAAACGUAUCAAAUUGGUGAAUAUCAACCCGGCAGAUUUGGUGGAUGGGAGACCACCAGUUGUGUUGGGUCUGAUAUGGACCAUCAUAUUGUACUUCCAGAUUGAGGAGAACAGCCGCAACCUUGAAUAUUUGGGUCAUGGUAUCAGYGGUUCGGUUAGUUCUCUGGACAGCGUUGGCAAGAAUGCUAGCGAUCAAAAGGCUGAGAAAUGGAAGCAAGGUGCUAGGAAGACUCUAUUAAAUUGGGUUACCAAUGCCUUGCCAAAAGACAGCGGUAUUGAGGUAAAGGAUUUCGGUGCCAGUUGGAGAGAUGGUGUCGCCUUCCUAGCCCUGAUUGAUGCCAUUAAGGCGAAUCUUGUAAAUUUGGCUGAUUUGAAGAAGGCCAACAAUCGUCAACGUCUGGAAACUGCUUUCGAUGUGGCCGAAAGCAAACUCGGCAUUGCCAAAUUGUUGGACGCUGAGGAUGUGGAUGUACCCAAGCCGGAUGAAAAGAGUAUAAUGACAUAUGUGGCGCAAUUUUUGCACAAGUACCCUGAACCAAAAGGUGCCUCACGUGAUACAUCACAUAUACAGCAGGAGUUGGACGAACUACGUCGCUUCCUGGUGGAAAAGACUACCGAAUACGAGCCCAUGGUCAUGUCGAAUUCAUUCCCGCGUGAUUUCGCUGAAUAUCUGAUUGCACGUUCAGAGAUCGACGCCCACUUGCCGGUCUACAAUCGUCUGAAGCAGUUGAUGGAUAGCCAAAGUGGUUUCCUACAAGUUCCGCGUCCCGUUUGGGAAGACAUAAAUGCGCUGUGGCAACGUUUACAAUAUCAAAUGAAUUAUUGGCUGUGGUUAUUGGAUUCGGAAUUGCCCGGCGAAUUUGGUGUGGUCGGCAAGUGGUUAUCUGAAGCCGAAAAAUUACUAAUGGAUAACGAGAUACCGAACGCCAUGAAUGAGGAGACAGCAUCGGUGAUUAGUAGAAAGCUGGAGGAGCAUAAAUUAUUCUUCGCCGAUUUGCCACGUAUUCUGGCGAUGUUCGAUAAUGCCAAACGUUCACCGUUGGUGCAGCAAGUGCCCAUUGAACAGUUGCGCAAUAUGGAACGUCGUCUGCAAGACGUGGCACCGAGAGCGGCUGAGCGUAGAAUACGCCUGAAAUUCCUCGAACACAAGUGCUGUCUAAUUGCUUUCCUCAAUUUGGUUGAGAACAAGAUGAAGGGUUGGACCGGCAAAUAUGGUUACGAGGAGAAGGUCAGUCAACAACUAGAACAAUAUAAGAAUUUCGUGUCGCGCAACAAAAUCUUUCAAGAGUUCCAGAAGGCAUUCGUCGAUAUGCAACAAGUGGUGGACGAAUACAAGCGCGAUGGCAAUGUGCCGCGCAAUGAUAUAACAGAAAUCGAUCGUUUCAUGUAUGAGACUGAAGAGCGUUGGAAACGUGUCUCCAUGGAACUGAAAUGUUGUCAAAAUUCGCUGGAAGAGGUUGUAAGCUGUUGGAAAACAUGGAAUCAGCUAGCCCCGACUUGUGAAGAGUGGCUGAACUUGGCCGAAACUAAAUUGUCACGUUCCGAAGAUGAACGUUUAGAAUUUUUCCAGGAUAUUACCACUUGGAAGGACAAAUUCGAUGCACUUGCCAAUGCAGCCAACUAUUUGGUUGCCUCCUGCGAAGAUGGCAUUGCCAAUAAUYUACGCCAGAAACAUGGCAAUUUGUCGGAACGCUUUGAGCGUCUCUUCGCCAACACCAAACAAUACAUGCACGCUGGUGAUAUUAUACGUGCACGCAAUGAAUACAAGUCCGGCAUUGAGAAGCUYUCGCAGUGGCUGCGUCAUGCUGAACAAGUGUUGGGACAGCGUCAAAUGCUCGGCAACACGCAGCAAAUUACCAAAUAUGGUGAGGACUUGCAAAAGUUAGCCAGCGAGAUUGAUGAUAAUGAGGAGCUCUUCAAGACAGUCAGCCGCAACUUCCAGGGUCUCAUACAAGAUCUACCACGCGAGGAAGUUGAUAAAAUGAUGAAGUUACUGAAACAGGAGAAGGAGUCUUUAGUGCGUAUACGCGCACAAAUACCCGCCAAACUGCACCUCUUCCAUCAGCUGCUCAUACAACAGGAGUCACUCGAAGCGGGCCAGAAAGAAAUACAUCAAUGGCUCAAUGACGCUGAGACCUUGUUGAGCACACAUGCGUUGUCUGGUGGACGCGAUGCUAUCAGCGAGGAACUAAAUAAGCAUAAGACUUUCUUCUCGCGCACUGUCUACUAUCGUUCCAUGCUGGAGAGCAAGAAUAAGGUUUUCCAGAACCUGCUUAAAUCUGUCGCCGCUGAUGAAAAUAUUGACACCUCACAGACAGCACAUAACAUGCAGCAAUUGAACGAGCGCUUUAAUUACGUCAUACGGAAUGCYGAGCAGUGGGAGCAGCGCUUGAAUGACGCCUCACGCGGCUGGCAUGCUUUCAAGGAGAACGAACGUGUCGUCAGUGAGUGGCUGACGCAGGCAGAAUCUAUGCUUAUUGAGAAACACAUUGAGUCGAAGACAAUAAUCGAGACUCAGAAGUAUUUCUUCGAAAAUGUUAAUGAGCGUUGGAUGCACAAUCUGGUAGAGUCUGCACAAGAUUUGCUUAAAACAUUGCCAGCACAAGAACAAAAGCCUGUGGUGGACUCAGUUGAGAAAUUACAAAACAAGUGGCAACAGGUGCUGUCGCAAGCACCRUUGCAUUUGCUGAAACUCGAGUUCCGUCUGGAUGAGUCGGCUUUCUACCAGACAUUGCAGGAAGUCGAAAAAGAAUUGCACCUGGAACAACAAGCUUUGAAUCGCAACGAAGAUAUUGACUCAAUACUGAAUCGUAAUGAGCACUUCUUCCAACAACAAGGACCCAUACCGCGCAUUGAGAAGAGCUUGCARAACAUGCAACGCAUCAGUCAAGCAUAUGGCUACCAAAAACCGACCGAUAUUAGUCUAAAUCAGGCCUACGACAAUGCCAGGUUACAGUGGCAGCAAUUGUCUGGUAAAAUCGGUGAUAUGCGUGAGACAUUGCAGCAAAUACCGGCUCAGUGGGACAGCUACCAUGAGAAGUUCAAAGAAAUGGUUGAAUGGAUGAAUAUUGUCGAUAAGAGCUUGAAGAACAUUGUCAACGAAGUGAACAGCAUGGAAGAGUUCGAGAAGGAGAAGGUGGUCUUCCAGAAAAUCUGUCAAGAAGCAGAUAACAAAAGGGAGGACAUGAAAUGGCUGGUGAAAACGCUAGACUCCUUACUUAGCUACGCCAGCGAAGAUGAGGCCAAUUUCGAACAGAAGAAACUCGAAGAUCUAAUUGCUCGCUACAAGAACCUCAUACCGACCAUCGAAAUAACAAUGGUAAAGACCGAGGUGUUCUCCAAGUGCUUCACGUAUCGUCGGGAGGUACACGAGGUUAUCUGUCUGCUUAGCAAAGUGAAGGAGCAAGCCACCAAUAUACCACCACCAGAGAGUCUUGAACGUGUCAACAAGCUGAUUGAAGAGCAACAGUAUGCCAUUAGCCAGCUUGAUCAUCAACGUCCACACAUCAUGUCAAUGCUACAGCGUGGACGUGAUUUAAGUAAAGACGUGCAUGCACCAUCUUUCGUUAAUGUAGAAGUGAAGAACUUGGAGACCGGCUGGAAUGAGGCGUACACCGAAACCGCUGACAAGCUACAAUCACUCAAGGGUACACAAGCUGUGUGGAAUGACUUUGUCGAUCAGAAGAAYGACAUCUUUUCRAUGCUGCAGACAGCUGAGACAGAGUUGCGUGCGUUGACGCCAUUGCAGACCGAUCCAAAGAAUGUUAGCCAAGAUUUGCAUGCCAAGCGUGAGCUGAACUUACAAUUGCAGCAAGCCUCCCAUCAACUACUGCCCAAAUUGCACUCCUUGAAAGCCGAAUUGGCGCCUUUGGCUGCAGCUGAUAAGCGUCCAAUAUUGGAGAAGGAGGUAACCGAGGUUGAGAAGAUGUUCUUCAAUACCAUGGAACAUGUGAAAGAUCGCGUUGGUUAUCUGGAAGACUAUAGUGCCAAGUGGAAUAAUUACAAGUCCCGUUUGUCUGAGUUGCAAGAAUGGGCAAACCGUGUAGCACCGAAGAGCAUUGAGGCAUUAMAGUCGGAAGAUCUCACACCAGAAGAGCGCGUAGUGAAGGUGAAYGCAUUUAAGGGYGUACUUGGCGAACGUAUGAAGCAAUUGGAUAUUUUGGCUUCGGAUGCUGCCGAACUGGCGCCCAAAGAGGGUAACAUUGCUGAGGCUAAACGUCUUAAGGGUGAAAUUACCAAAUUACAAGAAGUGCUGAGCGCUAUCAACCGUAAUGUCGAUCAUCAAGCAAAGGCUGUGAAAGAGGACCUGGUGAAUUGGCAACAGUAUCAAACUGGUUUGCAGCAAAUCAAGCCAGUUAUUGAGGAAAGUGAAAUCAAGGUAAAUACAAUAGUUCCUAAGCCCAUUACACUUGAAGAAGCCGUUGCAUUGCAACAAAAUGCCAAACAAUUCGAAACACAAUGCCUUGAGCAGUUAGACAGGCUCCAAGGCAUUUCAAACAUUAGUCAUAAAAUGCUGUGCAAAACCAAUGCCCCUGACGAGUUAGAUGCCAUGCAUUCUCGCUGGACAUCAGUUCAUGAAAAUGCCAAGCAAGCCAGUGGUAAGCUGGAAAAAUUGGUCGCGAAUUGGAAAUCAUUCGAUGCCGAUGCAGCCAAACUCGAAGAUUGGGUCAACAAAGGCGAACAAGUGAUGGGCAAACGCCCAGCUGUGCUCAAUACGCCGCACGUCGAUAAGCUUGAAAAGGAACUUGUUAAACUCAAGUCGUUCAACAAUGAAAUUUCUGAACAACAAGCGAAACUCGUUGCGCUCGGUCAGUCAGCMGAUCAGAUAAGCUUGCAUUUGGCGCCAGAAGGCGCAGUUGCGCUUAAAGAUCGCGUAAAUGGCAUGAAAGCUAAACUGCAAAAGCUCUCCGAGGCCACACGGGCCAAUAUCAACGAAGUUUCGGACGCAAUUAUUGCACGUCAAGACUUCAACGCCAAAAUGGUAAACUUCUCCAACUGGAUGGAUCAGCUGCGUAGUCAAGUCGCACAAGUUGAGGAGAUUAAUCCAGAGCGCGUUGAGACCAGUCUGCAUGUAAUACAUGCACUGAUGCAAGAGCACGCCGACAAGAAACCUAGUUUCAAUGCCAUUUAUGAUGAAGUGAAACAGCUGUCACUCUCAGCACCGGCUGAAGAAGCCAAAUCUCUGAAUGAUUCCUACACCGGUUUAGUUGUUAACUAUCAGAAUCUCGAAACCAACUUGCAGCAGAAAAAGAUUGCGCUCGAAAAGUGGACAGAGAUUCUGGGCUGGAAGAAUGAAACCGAAAGUCAUUUGAAUUAUUUGAAACAUCAGCUAGAGAAACCUGAUGGUCCCCAGGCCGAGGAGCUUAAUAAGAUUAUCAAUGAAAUCGACACAAUUGGUAGCUCAAUAAGUUAUUGGAAAGCACAAGCCAAGGAUAUCGAUGAAAGUCCCGCUAUUCAGUUGCGCGACGCUUUGACACGUAAACCAUUGAUUGCCUCACAGAUUGUUAAUGAUAUCGAAAACAAAUUAGAUAACCUUAAGCUGCGUUCUCAAGCACAAAAGCAACAGGCUGAACAGAUGAAUGUACGCAAAGAGAAAUUCCAAACUCUCGGRCAAAAUUUCGGACAAGCGUUGUUGGACAAUCGUGCUAAAUUAAACAGCAUUCUUCAACGGAAGCCCGGUUUGGAUAACAUUGACCAAAUAAUCGCCGAUUUAGUUGCUCUUAACGAAGUCAUUAAAGGACAAGCAGACAUGAAGAAUCGUCUACAUGAUGAAGGUUCCAUACUGAUGCGUGAAGAUAUCGCCAGUAUGCCAGUCAUUCAAGAAAGUCUUCUGUUCUUCGACAAAGAUUAUGACACGCUACAGAAUGAAAUUGCCGAACGCAUACAAAAGUAUAACUUGAUUAGUCAAGCGCUACGCGAAUACGCCGAUACCAAGGAUAAGUUCGCAAAAGAGCUGAAGAAGGCCGAAGAUCUCUUCAACGCUAUACCACAGCAACCACGCGAUGAAGUGGAAUUGCAACAUGCCGCCGAAAAAACACGCAAGACUAUGGAACAAAUACGUAAAUCCAAGACGAAUCUCGAUGAUUUAGAGCGUCGCGGCAAUAAUGUGGCGAAGCUAUUCGAUGCAAUUGGUGAGGUUGUACCACAAGAAAUAGGCAAUGAUGUGAAGAUAGCCAAACAGCAAUGGCAAGAUCUACACGAUAAGACUGCAAAGAAUGCACAUAUUUACGAAACGGAAGCUGUUAUUUGGUCUCAGAUUGAAGAUGCUAAGAAAGAACUUUUACCAUGGUUGAGUGAAACCAAUCAAGGUUUAUGCGAUGCUGCUGACAACUCAAUCGAAAUCGAGUUCGGACCAAUGCGUCUAACUAAAUUCCACGCGGAACUGCCUUCUUAUCAAGUAUUAAAAGACACCAUUGCGGAGAAGAGUCGUGAGCUUGUGAACAUUAAYAAUGGUGUGGAGAUUCCAUCCCUUACCGAAUUGAAUAAGCUACUGACUGCACAGUUCCAAGAGGUCGAUUCGAAUGCGGCACGUUUGGAAGCUGUAACCUCUACCUUUAACGAGCAAGAACAAGAUUUGCGCAAGCGUAUCAAGAAUGCCGGCGAACAAGUGAACAAAUUGCGUGAACAGUUAAUCAAAUGCGAUGACAUGUCCGGUGAGCCGAACAAAAUUAUGGAACGAUUACUUAAGUGCCGGGAAUUGCGCGCCGAGUUAGACAAUAGUGCGAAUGAAAUUGACAACAUCAAGCAACGAGUUGAUGAGAUGCGUUCGCAAUAUCCCACUUUCAGCGAGUCUAUCAUACCCAAAGAGCUGAACAAUGUACAAAAGCGCUUCGAGGCUGUCGAUACACAUGCCAAGAAGAUCGAGUCAUCACUUUUGCAAUUCCUUAAGAAAUUCCAUGCCGACAAAGUGAGCAUGCUUAAACGUAUAAUUGCUACCCAACGCGAGAAGGUCGCAUGGUGCCAGCCAGAAUCGACAAGCGACAAAUACAAUUUGGAUGUGAAGCGCUCUUCACUCCUAGAGGUGAGCAAAGCGAUUGAUGAUUGCCACAAGCGCAAUGCCGAUAUUGGAAAAUCUCUGGAGCUACUAACAGCUGUGGAAUCGCCACAAAACCUGAAAGACCUACAAAAGGACGCGCAAUUAUUGAACGGUGAAAUGAAAGCACUGCAAGACAGUUUCGAUAAAAUCAAAAAUGUGCUCGAUGAAAACGUAGAUUUAUGGUCGCAAUAUGAGCAAUCCAAUGAAGAGCUCUCCGCCUGGUUGCGUGACGUUGAGGGACGUAUCAAGGCCGAGACUAGCAAUCAAGUCAAUGUGCCUGAAAUCGAGAAGAAGUUGCAAGAACUUGCUUUGUUACAACAGGAUAUUGCGGCACAUGAGCCGCUUGUGAAGAAUUUGGAGAAGACUUCGCAGUUGCUGAUGGAGAAGAAUCCUGAAGCGCGCAUUAGUCAGUUUGUCACGCAUUUGUUGCAGCGCUACCAGACUGUGGCGAAGAGCUUGGCCGGCUACGUCGACAAAGUGCAUAAUGCACAACAUGCAAACAACAAUUUCGUAACUGCCACUAAAGAGUUCAAUGACUGGUUAUCUGAUGCCAAGAUUGAAUUCCAGGAAUUGGCUCGUAUGGGUUCGCCCGGCUCGUCUUCAGCCACCGCACAGCAAUUACGUACAAUUAAAAAUUAUUUGCAGACCUUCGAUAAUGGACAAAUUCUAUUGAAUAAUGCUGUGGAUAUUGGCGAAGCAUUGUAUCCCAUAGUAACACCGGAGUAUCGCGAAAAGAUACGUGCGGAAUUACGUAAUGAACGCGAGAACUAUGACUAUUUGCGUGACGAGGCUAAUGCGCUUUUGCAACAGGUGGAGGCAGUAUUGAUACAGAAGACAUCCAUUGAAGAGAGUUACACACAAGUAUCACACUACCUUAAUGAAUCGAAAGCCAAGGUGGCUGCCGCUGAUGAGCUGUAUCCCACAUUGGCGGCUAAGAAGAGUGCUCUGCAGAAUUACAAGACACAAUUGCAAGAGAUUACUUUGCAUAAGAAUGCACUCAAACAGUUACAUGACAAGGCUGUGACACUAUGCGAUGAUGAAUCCGAACGCAAGACCGAAGAGUCUAUUGAAGAGUAUAAUGGUUUGUCGAAGAAGAUCGCCGACCGGAUCAAUGUGGUUGGUAACCAAGUUGUUAAACAUGAGGCAUACGAUCAAGUAUUGGAGAAAGCACAAGAUUGGCUUAAUACCAUCAAAUCUGAAGCCAUUGACAUUUUGAAUGAAACAACUUUCGAAAAGGAAGGCGCAGAAGAGAAGUUGACUGUUGUUGAAAAUCUAUUGCAACAUAAGCCCGAAGGUGACUCCAUAUUCGAUACAUGCCAACAGCUAUUACAAACAGUGCUAACACAAACACAUCCCAGUGGUCAUCCUGCUUUGCUGCGCAGCUUUGAAGAGCCCAAGAAAGCGUGGGUAGACUUCAUGACUCUCUGUCAAGAUUCACUCGUCAAGUUGAAGCAGCUGUGUUCUAAAUGGGAUGAGUUUGAGUCUAUUAUCGAUGAGAUCGAUAACUGGAUGAAGGAUGUUGAGAAUGUUGUGAAGAACCAGAGUCUGAAAAAUACGGCCAGCACGAAAAAAGCACAUUUGGCACAAUUACAAAACAUMGCCAAAGACAUCGAACAACGUGCAACGUCUAUUAAUGAUCUGCUCGAUCAGGGUCGUGAAAUUGAAGGUGAGACCGAUUUGAAUCUUAAAUUAUCGCGCUUGAAUACACGCUAUCAAACCUUGAAGAAUCUCUGCAAGGAAUCUAUUUCGAAGUAUGUCAACUACGCAAAAGAUCACGAAACAUUUGAUAGUGAUUAUGAGGUUUUCAAAAAGGAUCUACAACAGUGUGUUGAAGAAUUGGURCAAAAUAGUGAGAUUGUUGGUGACCAAAAUGUGUUGCAAGAUCGUCAAAACAAAUUGCGUGAGAUGGCGGACAAGCGUAUAAACGACUCUACCGCAUUUGAGAGCUUGGUGGAUCGUGGCGAAAAACUCUAUGGACAUACAAGCCCCGAUGGUCGAGAGAUCAUACGCCAGCAAUUACGUACGCUGCGUACCAUGUGGGACAACUACUCUGAUGAUUUGAAUGCGGCCACACAAAAGAUCGAUCAAUGUCUGCAACAGUUCAACGACUUCAAUAUUGCCAGAGACCAAUUAGCCAAGUGGCUUAAGGAUGUGGAUAAGGCAAUGCAAAGCCACACCGAGSCAAAGACCACACUACAAGAAAAGCGCGCGCAACUCCAGAACCACAAGUUACUCCACCAGGAAAUCACCACACACAAUGUGCUGGUGGAUAGUGUGUGUGACAAAGCGCAGGUCUUGAUUGAUCAAAUCAAUGACAAUACACUAAAUGUAUAUCUACAAUCCCUUAAACAAAUUUUUAAUGGUAUUGUGGAAAAAUCAGAAGUAAUUCUAAACAAUUUGGAGAAAUGCGUGCAAGAGCACACCGAGUUAAACAACCAAGUGACAGCCGCUAAGGCUUGGAUAUCUGGCGAGAAGGAGAAGCUGUUGGAAUGUGACGAUGCAUAUGGCGAAAAGGCUGACAUUAAACGUAAGAUUGAGACCUUGGUGCAGUUGGCACAGAACAAGCCACAAGCACAAAAGAUAGUUGAUGAUAUACGUCAGCAGUUCGAUAAGGUUAAGGCUAACACUUCAGAAAAGGGUAAUGAGAUCUUAGCGAAAGAAAUCGAUGAACUCGAAACAACCAUAAAGAGUCAUUUCGAUGAUAUCGAAGGCAUCGAAGGUAAGCAGCGAGAUGUGCUGCAACAAUGGAAUGAUUUCGAGAGUAAACUUGAAGAAUUGACAAAGUGGUGUCGCCAAGCCGAAGGCGUCUUCCGUGAACAACARUUGAAAUCAACGCUGCAUGAGAAGGUCGAACAAUUCGAGAAGUAUAAAAUACAAAGGGACCUCAUUUUGCAAAAGGAGAAGGAAAUUGAUGCUUUUGCUGAUGCAGCACAUGCGUUGUUGAAUAAUUGCGGCGCCGAACGAUUAAAGACACUAACUAUACAGAUCACAAAUCGUUAUCAACUGUUGCAAGUGUUGAGCAAGGAGGUGGUCAAUCGUUGGUCAAAUUUGGUGGAUGACCAUCAAAUAUAUCAAGACAAAUACAAUGAAGUUGAUCUAUGGCUCCAACCAAUCGAACAUCAGCUGGAGAAUGCAUUGAAAAACGAGCCUUCACAAGCUGCUAACAUUUUGCAAGUUCUACUCUCUGAAAAAGAACAAGCUGAAACCUUAUUUAGCGCCUUAAAUGCAGCCGGGGAAAAGGCAUUGCCCGAAACGUCGACUGAGGGUCGUGAGAAGAUACGUAAAGAUCUGCGUGACAUACACGAGCGUUGGGAUAAAUUGGACGAAGGCAUACGCAAUCUGCAGAAACGUCAGGAAGCACAAAGUGUGCAGCUGUCAAGCUAUCAUGAUAUACUUGGUCAGAUCGUCAACUGGUUGGAUCAAAUUGAAAAGGUACUGCAGAACGAGAAUCCCAGUACUUGGACAAGCGCUCAGGAAAUACGCUCCAAAUUGUACAAAUACAAAGCUACCACUCAGGAUAUUAACUCGCAUAAACGUAUCAUUGAAGCUGUGAAUGAAAAGGCUGCCGUGCUGUUAGAGGGUACAGUGCCAGCAAAUGCCGCCGAGAUCAAGAAUGCCGUCGAUGAUAUUAACAAGCGAUAUGAGAAAGUAGCGGGCGAUUGCGCCAAACUGCUUGGUGAGCUCGAGGAAGUUUUCGAUGUUUAUCAACAGUUCAGUGAAUUGCAGAAGGCACAACAGGAUUAUCAAAAGAAUCUGUGGGAUCGCUUGACCGGCUAUUCGGAUUAUUCUGGCAACAAGCCGGCUUUACAAGCGCGUUUAAGUAAGAUUUGUGAAAUUCAAGAUGCUUUACCCGAAGGUGUAGUUAAACUACAAAAUCUGUCCGCACAUAUUAAUGAGAAAGCCAAAUUGUUGCCGGCGCGUUCCAAAGAGGCGAUGUCAAGAGACCUGGCCAAUUUGCAUGCUGAUUUCGAUAAGUUCAGCGCUGCACUGAGCGAUGUGAAGAGCGGUCUUGAAAAUCGUCUGCAACAAUGGAGCGAUUAUGAAGUGAACUUAGAUCGUUUGAUCAAUUGGUUGAGUGAAGCUGAGAAUGCGCUCAAGAAUUAUAAUCCCAAGUCCACAAUGGAAGAGAAAGAAGAACAACUGAACCGCUUCCAAUCACUAAUGCAAAACUUGCGUCAAAAUGAAAUUGAAUUUGAGAAAAUGAAGGAUGAUUCUUCGGAGCUCAUUCAAAGUUCAGGCGAAACUAGAAUUGCCGUCAAUGUGCAACAAGUUACCUCACGCUUCCAGUCCAUACAAGCGACAACAAAGGAGAUUUUAAAGAAAUGUGAACAAUCUGUGUUUGAUCAUCAACAAUUCAAUGAGAAAUACAAGCAGUGUUCAGAUUUCUUAGCUAACGCUCAAGCGAAAUACGACGACUCCAGUGAUCUAUCGCAGGUGGGCUCUCGUGACGAUCUCUUGAAGAAACAGACUGCAAUUCAAGAACUGUUGGCGCAACAACCGAAUGCUUCGUUGAUGUUGAACAGCACCAUUGAAGCGGGUGAGAAGUGCUAUCCAUCCACGGCCACAGAAGGUCGUGAGGCCAUACGCGUGCAAUUGGCUGAGCUGCAAGAUGCUUUCGAUAAGCUCUAUGACAAUGUAACAAUUACUUCGCGUAAGAUACAGGACAAGAUGUCUAAAUGGUCUGGUUUUGAUGAAAUCGCCGAGAAAUUGCAAAACUGGCUAAAUGAAAUCGAGAAAACACUACCAGCCGAUAUCGAAUUGAAAACCACUUUGGAUGAGAAACGCGCCAAAUUGCAAACAUACCGUGACAUCCUCAAUGAUCUCAAUAAUCACCAAGUUGAAGUGAAAAAUUUGCAAGAAAUCGCAAGCAACUUGCCAGAACAAAAUGACCAUGUUGAUAAUAUUACCAAAGAAAUUGCCGAACAAUUCGCUAAAAUACAUAAGCGUGCUCAGAACUUUGUGGAACGCUAUGAAGCCAUUGUGAGUGAUCAUCAACAAUACACUAAGGCCGUUAUGGAAGCACAGGAGUACAUUGAGGCCACACAUAACACGAUUGACUAUUGGGGUGAUUUGGAUUUGGAACAAGUUUCCCUACAUACAAACUUGGAUCGUCUGAAAAACCUCAAAGAUAGCUUGGCGGAUGAGUUUCCACGUGUCGAUCAAGUGCGUGCUCUUGGUGAGAAGGUUAUACCUGGCACUGUCGAGAGUGGACAGACAAACAUAAAGUCGCAAAUCGAUACCACACAACAGGAGUGGGAAGGUCUAAUCGCAGCUAUUACAUCAACCAUUGAAGCUAUUGAAAAUCGCUUACAACAGUGGGCGGAAUAUGAACAAUUACGUGAUCAGUGCUUGGCUUGGAUUAGAGAAUCGGACAACAAGUUACAUGCUAUUGAUCUCAAGCCAACGCUCGAUGAAAAGAAGACUCAGUUGGAAGCAUUAAAGAACUUGCAAGGUGAAAUGCGUGCUAAGGAGCUGGAAAUCGAUAGCGUUUCCGAGAAGGGUCAGCUAUUACUAAAAGGUGCCUCCAGCAUGCGCUCAUCUGGACCUGAAUUAACAACCAAGUAUCAGCAGAUAUUCCUCAAAGUUAAAGAAUUGAAUAACCGUUGGCAACAGUAUGUGACCUCACAUCAGGAAUUCGACAACGCCGUCUCUGAAUGCGCCACAUGGAUUAAUGGUAUCAAAGACAAAUUGGAUUACUGCGCUGAUAUGUCAUCUAUGAGUCAAAAAGAGUUGGAUAAGAAGUUGGCAACCAUACAGGAUAUUUUAUUAUUGAAGGAUGAAGGUUCUGUGAAGGUACUUAGUAUUGUUGAGUUGGCACAAAAUGUGCUUGCCAAUACUGCACCGACUGGUCACGAAGCGAUCAACAAGAAGCUGACAGAUCUACAAGAAUUGUGGUCCAAUAUUACAUUACGUAUCAUCGAUGUAAAAGCGACCUUGGAUGACUCCAUAACUCAAUGGUCAGGAUUCUUGGAACAGGUACAAAAUGUACGCAAAUUCAAUGAAUGGCUUGAAAAUGUAUUAAAAGAGCUCUCCGAAAAUCAAACUACAAUGCCUGAGAAGCGUGCGCAACUUGACCGCAUCAAAGCCAACGAAGAGAAGGUGCGCGUAGAGAAAAUCGACGUUGAUGCACUGAAAGUACAGGCCAAGGAGAUGAUUGCUAGCGGACAACAAAGCCAAGCCGCGUUCCAAGCGCAAAAGGUAUUGGACAACUUUGACGAAUUAUAUGCUCGCAUACAGAAAUUGCUCUCCGAUCGUCAUGAUCAAUAUAGAGAUCAUCGUCUUUACAAGGAAGCUUAUGACGAUUUGGUUAGCUGGAUUAGUCGUGCACGUGAGAAGUUCCCUGCUCUGAAGCAGAGCAGUCUCAGUGACAAAUUGGCCAUUGAGAAUGCCGUACAAGCCACUGAAGCUAUGUUAAACAAGCAGGCACAAGGUGAACUAUUGGUCGAACAUUUGGUUCAUACUGGCGAGGUCGUAUUGACUAGCACAUCGCCACAGGGUCAAGAAAUCAUUCGCAAUGACAUACGCGCUUUGCGCGACAGUUUCGAGUCACUCUUCCGUGAGAUCAAUCAACAAAAGGAGAGUUUGGAGGUCACUAUGGUGCAAUGGCGCGCCUACAAGGAUGAGUAUGAGCGCUUAAUUGAAUGGCUCCAACAAAUCGAUAUUCUCGUAAAGAAUCACAAGUUGAAUUUAGCACCAAGUUUGCCAGAGAAAGAGAAACAAGCUGCUGAUAUGGCUGAAGUUUUGGCUCGUUUGGAGAAGGGCAAAGAAGAUAUAGAUAAAUUUAACGCCUCUUCAGCGGGAUUACUAAAAUCUCAUUUGGAGUCCUACGUCAACAACCAGCUAAGACACUUAAACUCAAUGUAUCAAGUUCAGGUCAAUCUUGCUAAGGAUGUGUUGAAGAAGGUUGAGACCAACCGCGAUCAACAUCGUGAAUAUAACGCGAACUUGAAGGCUGCGCAAGACUGGAUAAAUGACGCCAAGGCUGCUAUACGUGAGGCUAGUGAAUCCUCUAGCGCAGGCUCGAAGGAGCUUUUGCAGAAAAGGCUGGAAAAGAUUCAGCAGUUGAUUAGCAAUCGUGAAAUUGGACAGAAUCUGGUACACACCGCGAUCAACAACGGCGAAAAGGUAGUCAGAAACACCCGUUCCGAUGGCCGUGAUACGAUUAACAGUGAAAUGAGAGAUUUGCAGAAUGAUUGGGAUAGAUUGGUUAAGAAAAUGUCUACCGCCAAGGUACAAUUGGAAACCAACCUACUCCAAUGGGCCGACUAUAGUUCGAGCUACUCACAAUUACAGCAAUGGAUUACGGAUCGUGAGAGUAAGUUGCAACAGGUUUGCGACCAGAAGGUUGUGAAGUCGAAACGUGGCCAACCUGGUCUCACAUCCGGUUUGAGUGAACGUAAAGCGAACUUACGACAAACUAAUAAUAUUGUGCAAGAUAUAGUGUCCUUCGAACCAAUGAUACAAUCGGUGGCUUCGAAGGCAUCCGACCUACAACAGGGCGCGCCUGCCUCAGAAAUCUCAAACAAAUAUGAGACACUCACCAAACAGGCUAAGGAUCUUUAUGAAAAGCAAAAGACCACAAUCGACGAAUUCCAGGCGCUCAUUGAUGCGGGUAACGAAUUCGCUGCAUGGUUGCGUAGUGCUAAAGAGCGUUUAAGCAAGUGCUCAGAACCUACUGGUGAUAAACAAGCGCUGGCUGAGAAAACACAUCAACUGAAGAUUCUACAAAGUGAAGUGCCGGAAGGUAAAACGAAACUGGAAGCUGUAGUAACGCAAGGUGAACGCGCUUCUCUCAAUGCUGAACAAGAAGAUCGCGAGAUCAUUGAAGAAGAAGUCGGUUUGUUGCAAGAAGAAUUCGAUACUUACGUAGAUGCACUCACAAAAGCCAAGGAUUAUUUGGAAGUAGGUAUUGUCAAGUGGUCAGAUUACCAAGAUCAAUACAGCGAAGCAUUGGAAUGGCUUACCAAAACCGAAGCGUUGGUGCAAUCCUACAACAAACUGCAAGACAGUUUGGCAAGUAAAAAGACAGUGUUGGAAGAGUUCCAAGGUCACUUGCAAACACUUUUCGAUUGGCAGAAAACUUUAGAUCACCUAAAUAUGAAGGCACAAAUGCUGCUGGAGACCUGCUCGGACACACGUAUCAGCAAUGCCAUCAUGCAAUUGACAACCAAAUACAAUGCUUUACUUGCACUGGCCAAAGAAGUAAUGCGACGUUUGGAAUUGCACUACCAAGAGCACCAACAGCAUCGCACCUUGUAUGAGGAAUGUCAAUCUUGGAUUGAGGCCACACGCGAGAAACUUGAAGAGUGUACACAGAUACCUGGCACACUCAACGAGGUACAAAUCAAACUCAACACUGUUAAAAAUCUGCGUCAAGGCUUUGAGUCGGGUCAGAAUAAGCUACGUUAUCUACUCGAACUGAAAGAGAAGGUAAUCAUGAACACCGAACAGAGUGGCGCUACUAAAGUGCAAGAGGACACUGAAACACUGAAACAAGACUUCGAUAAGUUGCUUGUCGACAUGAAUGACGUGCGUCAGAGACUGGCCAAUCGUCUGUCACAAUUGGAGGAAGUUUACAAACUUCUCAAGCUGCUUACGGAAUGGCUUGAAGAUGUCGAACCGAGCGUCAAGACGAGCGACGAGUUCUUGAACGAUUUAAGUGAAAAGCGUGCCGCAUUGGAGAAGUUCCGUGCCAUACAACGUGACAUAAACGGUCACAACGAUAUUGUUGAGAAGAUUAACACACGCUUGAACGAAGAUAACAGUCUUGACCGUAAAGACUUCCGCGAUGGUCUCAGCAAAUAUGAGAACCUACAAGAAACCGUUGGCAAAAUCAUCGAGUCGCUCGAAAAUCAAGUCAAUAACCAUGACAAAUACAAGCAAGCCUUCAAUGAAAUACAAGAUUGGCUGCGUCGCACACGUAUUGAGAUCGAACAGUGCGCCGACUGUCAUGGUGAGAAGACACAAGUAGAAGAGCGUCUCAAUAAAUUGGGUGAUAUUGGCGCUAGCAUGGUCGAGGGUAAAUCACUGCUGGAUGCCUGUGAAGAAUUGAGUCAAGCAGUGAUUGCCACAAGUGGUAAUGAAGGUCAAGACACCGUUUCGCAAGAAAUCAAACAAUUAGUAGCCGAAUGGGAGGCACUGCAGGCAAUGGUGCGUGAUGCACGCUCCAAUUUGGAGACCUGUCUCGGUUUGUGGAAUGCAUUCUUGCAGAAUUUCAUUAAGAUUAACAAGUGGAUUGAAGAUGUUAGCCGACGUGUGGCUACCGCUGGCGAAGCUGAAAAUAAAACACCCGACGACUUGGCAUAUGCCAAGAAAUUAUUGGAGGAAGUUGUGGCGGAGAAGGAUAAUGUCGAAGACCUGAACGAUGCCUGUGAAUUGCUCAUGGAACACAGUGCAUGUACCCGAGUUCGUGAUCAAACUGUAGAAACUCAGUCUAACUACACCAAACUAUUGACACUGGCGCAAGGUCUCGUUUCCAAGAUCGAAAAGAAUCUCUCGGAUCACACCGAGUUCUUGAAUUAUAAGAAGGAAAUGGAUGCUUGGAUUGAGAAGGCGCAAGAAAUACUUGAUGGCUGCACUGUAGAUGGUGAUGUUAGCGAGAUAGCACAACAACUGGAGACAGUCAACUCCUUAGCAUCACGUCUACCUGAGGGUCAACAUCUGCUUGGUAUGGUACAAGAGGCGUACACGAAGGCGUCGAACAUAACACCUGAAGGCAAACAAGAGGUCCUGCGUGAGUUGAUGACUAAAGUACGUGAAGAUUGGGACGCAUUGGGACUCGCCGUCAAGCAGAAGCUGAGUGACUUGAAGCAAGCACAGAACCGCUGGUCCGACUUUGCCAACAAUCGCGACAAACUCGAGAAAUGGCUCGUCAGUACUGAGAACACACUGAAAUCUGUGCCCGACACUAAGGGUGAACUGAGCGAAAUGAAGACACUGCUCGAACGCUACAAGACAUUACAAAACGAAAUCAAACAGAAGGGCAUUGAUAUUGAGAAUCUAUUGGGCGAAGCCAAGGGCUUAGGUACCGAAGUAGAUUCUGUACACCAAAAGCAAACACGUUGGGAGAAAGUGAAGAACGAUUGCGCUGCCUACAUUAAGGGUUUGGAGAACGAAAUGGCCGACUACAAUGCCUAUCAUCAGAGCUUGCAGGAUAUCGAGAAAUGGCUGUUGCAAAUUUCCUUCCAACUGAUGGCGCACAAUUCGUUGUUUAUUUCGAAUCGCGAGCAAACCGAAGAACAAAUCAAGCAACAUGAAGCUUUAUUGGAUGAAAUUCAAAAGUAUCAAUCCAAUUUGGACGAUUUGAAUUCAAAGGGACAAGCACAAAUCAAGCGUUACGAGCCGACAACACCAGCCAUACGCGACACUGUCGAGUCACAGCUUCAGAAUAUACAGGACAGCUACAAUUCAUUGUUGCAAACCUCGGUGCAGAUCAGGAAUCGUUUACACGAGUCCUUGGCUAAAUUCAAGGAAUACGAGGACACACUGGAUAGCAUAAUGCGCAAUUUGGAGGCUUACGAACCGGUCAUACAAAACGAGCUGGAUGCACCCGCCACCAGUUUGCAGCUGGCGCAACAGCAAUUGAAGUGUGCACAGGAUCUGCAAACCAAACUGAACAACGAAAAGUCCCGCCUUGCCGCCGCUGUGCAAGCUUGUGAAGCCGCCACCGCCUCCAUCAGCCGUCCCAGCUCUCCGCUGGAGUCUGCCAUGCAAACCAUACCCGAGCGUGAGCUCAUUGUGCGCGCCAAGCUGGAAGAUUUAUUGGAUCAAGUGCAAUCCCACUUGGGUGGAUUGACCGCUUCAGUGAGUGAAUUAGAGCAACAGCAGAAACAACGCGCCGAGCUCCAAGAUUGGAUUAAGAAACAGGAAACAACUGUUAGUGAUUGGUUAACGCGGCCAUGCAAGUUGCGUCCGGAAGCAGCUAAACAAGAGUUGGUGGCCAUGAAUGACUUGUUGAAUUCGAUUGGCGAUAAGCGUUCACAACUUAUGUUGGAGAUGACAGGAUCAUUAGCCGAUGAUGACACUGAUCUCGACGACAACCUCGACAAACUCGAGUCCGAGUUAAUGAACGCUAUUGCUAAGAAACAAGCUGGUCAGAAUGAUAUCGAUAGCUAUCGUCAAGGUGUACAGGAUGUACAAAACUGGUUUGAUUCGCUUAUCAAACGUAUGGAUGUAUUGGAUAAAGGUUCCGGUUUGAAUUGUGCACAGAAAAAGGCUGCCAUCAAUGAAAUCAAGAAAGAGUUUGAAGAASAAGGUCCGAAAAAAAUCCAAGAGCUGAAGGGCAAAGCAGCACAAGUUGCAGASGCUAUUAGCAAUUUGGAUGGGCAACAGGUUGAAGAACAGAUGAAAUCAUUGGAUCGCCGUUAUGCGGAUCUCGGCAAACGCAUCGAUCGUAAGUCWCAGCUACUUGACGUUACCAAUAAGGGCGUUGAUGGCGCUAAGGGUGAAAUCGAACAGUUACAUAACUGGGUUAAGGACAAGAUACAAGAGCUGCAAACACCUACUGCAAUGGGUUAUGAACCAAAAGCAGCUGAGGCACGUCAACAAGCUAUUAAGGGCAUUAUGAAGGAAGCCGAAGCGAAGAAGUCACAAGCUGACGCUUUGGAGAAACGUAUCGCUAAUAUGCAACCCGAACUUGAGCCCGUCGAAUAUGCACAACUCGAGUCGGCGUURCGGCAAUUGAAUUCCGAGCAAAAGAAUCUUUCCGAGGUGCUCAAGAGCGAAUUAGAUCGUGCACUGGAUGCGUCUAAGGCRCGUAAAGCGCURGAAGUUGAUUUGGAGAAGGCACGCGCUUGGUUGAAAUCGAAGAUUGCCGAAGUACGUAAAUUGCCUGUGUAUCAUCCAUUGCCAUCGUCCGAAAUCGAGAAGAAAAUACAAGAGAAUAAGAAGUACGAUGAUGAAGCGAAACAAUUCAAUGAUUCGGUGUUGAGCGAUGUACAACGACAAGCGGCGAAUAUAAUGAAGGACUGUCCGGAGGCAGAUAGAGCAGCUUUGCAGAAAAUACUCGAUGAAAUAGYCGGCGAUUAUCAAACCCUAAAGGAUGAGAGUGGCAAGCGUGCUAAAGCUUUAAGCGAUCUCUUGCAGGGACGUAAAUCAUUCGAGGAUGCUAUGAAGAAUAUGAGCGAUUGGUUGAAUGAGAUGGAAACCGCCACAGCUGGUGAAUUGCGUACAACCAGUGUACCAGUUUUGGAAGAACAAAUAGCUCACUACAAGAAAUUGCUAGAGGAUGCCGAAAGCAAGGCUGACUUAAUGAACAAUGUGGCCGACCAAGGCAAAGGUAUUUUGCCCACGCUAAGCAAUCCUGAUAAGUUGAAACUGAACGACGAUAUCAAAAAUUUGAAGGACCGUUACGGUAAAGUGACACAGAACAUUAAGGAUCGCGUAAACACGCUCUCCGAUCAUAUCAAGAAAUACAAGGAUGCCAAGGGUAAAUUGGCUGACUGCAUGCAGUUCCUCAACACCAUACAGCAACGCUUGCGUGAACUCAAUAAACCAAUCGGCUCAAAGAUCGAAGAUGUACAAGAUUUGCUGGGCGCGUACGAGGGUAUACUGAAGGAACUCAAAGAUAGCAAGAACAAAAUGGGUGACAUUCAAAUGGAUGAUCUACCCGAGUURCAGAGUAUAUUACAGCAACAGGAUGACAUGAUUAAAUUGAUUGAGGAUCAACUGGCUCAUCUGCGUCAAUUGUUGUUGCUACGCGAGCAAUUCAUUGCGCUGAUCAAUGAGAUUAUCGCUUUCAUCAUGAAAUACACUGAUGUUAUAAUCGAUAUUGAGAAUUCACCUGACAGCUUGGAGGACAAAAUCAACAAGUACGACGAUGUUAUUGUCAAGAUACAAGAAUGUGAGGGUCUGCUGGCCUCUGCUACCGAUAAGGGUCAGAAGAUCGCAUCGGAGGGUUCUGCCGCUGACAAGAACAGCAUUACUGAACAGUUGCAAUCACUUAAGAAUCAACUACAGAACCUACGCAAGGCAGUCGAGUCACAACGACAAAAACAUCAAGUACAACUCGAACACCAUCGCAAAAUGGCUGCCGAACUCUCAGAAAUUCUUGACUGGUUGCAUAAUAAUGAAGCGUCUGCCAAGUCACGACCCCUAUUGGAUCGUGAUCCUGAAUCUGUAGAACAUGAAAUUCAAAAACACCACAAAUUACGCAACGAAAUCCAAGGAUAUCUCGAUAAAUUCGACAAAAUCRAUGCUAGCGUUAAGACCGAGGUCGGCAUGCCUGGCUCACUGGUUGAAAUGCUUUCCGAAGGUCGUUCAUUAGUCUCCUCACUGCCACAAGAGCUUGAAGAUCGCGAGAAGUACUUGAUCAACAAUCGCGAUUCACGUCUUGARUACAUGAAAUUGGUGGCCAAAUUCAAUGAUUGGGUGCACGAAGCUGAGACACGCYUACAAAAUAGUCAACAUGGUAUCGACUAUGAAAAUCUCGUACAAGACUUGGAAGAACAUAAGAUCUUCUUCGGCAAUGAGACGCCAAUUAAGAAUUUGGUGCAUAAACAAAUCCAAGAAGCCGCCGAUAAGAUUUGGCCCUCGCUGAGCAGCUUCGAACAGUCGGAAUUGUCACGCGAAUUGGCACAACAUCAAACUAAAUUGGCCAACACCAUUGCAACGGCCAAAUCGCAGCAAGGCGAAUUGGAGAAAGAGGUCGAGCGUUGGCGUGAAUAUCAGCAAUCGGUGGAGCGCGUCAAAGCAACCAUCGAACGCAGCAAGUUCAGCGAUGAACCCGUACAGAAUUUGGCUGGCCUGCAUUUCAACAUACAGAAAUUGACGCACGCCAUCGGCAAUGUGCAGAGCCAAGCUAGUGACAUCACACUCGCCAAUCAGCAGGCGCAAGGACUUAUACGUCAGGCCGACGCACGCAAUCGUCAGCUGAUUGAACAGGAUAACGCAGAAUUGAAUCGUUUGUGGAMCGAUUUGUUGAAGGGACUCGAGACUCGGCGCGAUUCAUUGCAGAGCAUUGCUGAACGUUGGGACGAAUUUGAGAAUCACUUGCAUAGCUGGGAGAAGGCAAUUAGCCGUUUGGAAGAUAAAUUCCGCAAUGUCGACCCAGUAGUUAGGUCGCGACGUCAUUUGGAAGAUACAAAGAAUGCCAUCCAGGAAAUACUCGCCGAAUCUGAAGAACUUAAAUCAUCACAUAAAGAGAUUGAGGCGCUCUCAAAAUCAAUCGUCACAUUCCUUGGGGAAGUUCACCAACCCACAUCGCAGGCCCUACAGGCCAAAGUGGAUAACUUAGUACAGCAGCAAACAAAAUUAAACGACACCUUACGCGAGAAGGAUCGYCAAGUUGGUAAGGAUCUGGAAGAGAUCGAAACGGUCUUCCAUUGCAUCUCAGAGUUGCAAGAUAAAUUCAACGCCCUACUCGAGCAGAUACAAGAAGUGCACACUUUUGACGAGCAUAUUGACGUCAUUGAAAAGUCUUUGAACGAUUUGCAGCAACAAGUUGGCAAGGCAGUUGCCGACAGCACCCAACUGAUUACCGAAACCAAGGAAAACUAUUUGCAGAAACAAAAUCUGGUACCAAGUGAUAUAGCACAGGAGUUUACAGCGUUAGAGUUGCUCUCCGAGCGUGUACAAGGCGCCAUGGAAACCAAACAGAAAGAAUUCAAACGUGCCAAGACUGUACGCACCGAAUACCUGAGCGGCGUCGAUGAGAUCCAAAGAUGGUUGCGACAGGCGGAGGUACAAGUGCAAGAUCGUACACUAGCACCCGCACAAAUGAAAGAACUACUGCAUCGUAUCAAUCAAGAAAUAGCCGGCAUUUAUGAACGUUUCACAAUGGUCAAGACAAAUGGRCAGCUGAUUAUCGACAAUUGUCGCAACAGUAACGAAAAAUUGCUGGUACAAUCGACGAUCGAUCAAUUGGCACAGGAAUUGGGACAAGUACGCGCGUGGUUGGAUGAGAAGAAACAACAAGUGGGCGAUAGUUUAGAUGCAUGGACAAGAUUUAUGAAUCUGUAUCAAAUUGUGAUGGCGUGGGUGGCGGAGAAACGCACCUUCCUCGAUCAGACAAUCGAACUGCGUACACUGCCCGAGGCGCGCAACAAGCUCAAUGACUAUGUAGUGGCUGUGAAGAGCAUUAAACCGAUCGUGAAGCAUUUGAGUGAAAUGGACAAGGAACUGGAACACAUUGGACAAGUGACGACUGUGGGCGAUCUUAAGGACAAACUGCAAGAGGCUGAAGACGCCAAGGUUUCCGUGGAAGCGGUGCUGCUGGAAAGGAAUUCCCUGUUACAAGAAGCCUGCGAAGAAUGGGAUCAAUGCGAACGCAAAAUCAAGGACAUACGCGGCUGGAUAGACAAGACGAAACAAUCACUGGACUCACCACAACACAAGAAGAAACCGCUGCGCGAUCAACUGGGCUAUUGUGAGAAAACAUUGGCGGACAUCAAUGUACAGAAGACCAAACUGCGUCUAUCUAUCGAAAAAUUGGAGGUGCAYUUCCGCAAUGGUAUGGGUGGCGAUCCGCGCCUUAGUGAGAAUGUCGAUGAUUUGCUGAAGGUCUUGGACGGACUAGCGGAAUUAGUCCGCACCAAAACCACCAGUCUGGAAGAGACGCUCAGCCAGAUCGACAUCUAUCAGCAACAGAUGCAAACAUUGCGUCAGAAGAUCAUACAAGAGGAGCAACAAUUGCGUCUCGUUAUGGCACCCACGUAUCUGCCACACGAUCGUGAGCGUGCAUUAGCAGAGCAACAGGAUUUAACGCACGAUAUCGAAGAUUUACUGCAAUCCCUAUCGACGGUCGAAGAUGGCAUUGGUAAUUUGCCGAGCGCUAGUUUGGAUGGCAUGCUGCAAGGAUUGAAGCUAAUCCAAGAGAAUCUGGAAUACCAAGAAAAGGAAGCAACACGUCUACAAGAAAUCGGACAAACACUACCAACAGAUCCCGGCACUGAGCGUAUACUCAACGAGAUCAAAGACCGUAUUGAUCUGUUAUUGCGCCGCACGCAGCAAGGCAUCACAAUGAUAGCGAGCGCCAUGCACGGUCAGAAGAAGCGCGAGGAGGAACUCAACGAAUACCAAAUGCAUUUGAUUGCAUUGCAGGAAUGGAUUAUGGAGGUAUCGCAACAACUUAAAGACCUCGAACCGACACCCGAAGUCGCCGAGGAUGAGGAACAGCUCAAAUCGCAAGCCGAACGAAGUCAGCAAUUGUUACGCACGCUCAAGGAUAAACAACAAUCACUAGAAGAGUUGGUCGAGAAGACGCGCUUACUGCAGCAACAUGAAGAUGUUGCACCAAUGGCCUGUGAUCUGAUGGAUCAGCUUGAGCUUAUUAUCACGCUGUUGCGGGAACAAAUCACUGUCGCCACUACACGCAUUUAUACCAUCGAGAAGACUAUUGUGGAGCUGCGUAAAGCUAGACAGGAAGAAGAGCAUCGCAAGCGCGUAGCAGCCGAUGCUUUAAUACAGCCACCAAUCAGCGCACCACCAUCCAUCGAAUCAAAUGCUAGCACCAUUGAUUCAACACCUAUGCCAGAGGAGGAAGUUAAACCAGUGCAAGUACAAGCGCUCGCAGUAGAAACCCAAACGUCCGAGAGUCUUGCCGCAGCACAACCUCAAGCAGUUGUCGAGACAUACACAGUUGAGGCGCAAACUAGUUUCGCAGACCCAGUUGUGCCAUUAGCGCCUUUUGUUGAAACCRCUGAGACUGCCAUGCAGACGCAGAAGGAGCGUAAGCCUACCGAGAAUAUUUUAGUCACCUCAACCAUACAAGCCGGUCAGGAAACUAUACAGAUUGAUACCAUACCGAAUAAGGAGAUACCUGAAGUGCCAGAUGAUGUAGAAAUCGAAGCGCGUUAUCACCAACAACCGCAAGGAGAUGUGGAUCGUGCCACCGAACUGGUAUUGAAGAAUGUACCGCAAGCAUUCGAAACCACCUUUGUUGAACCCGACCAAACUACCACCGAAGUUGUGGUGGAUGCAGAUGGUACGAAACACAUUAUUGUAAAGAAAGUGACGCGCACACGGCAACAGGUGGUGCAGCAUCAGCAAAUUAGUUCAAUUGCCACGGUCACGGAUGCCGACGGUAAUAUACAAAUACAAUCCACCGGGCAAUUGAAUUUGGAAAAUGUGCAAACUGCCGAUACUAGAGGCGAUGAUCAACACGGCUAUCAGACGGUGAUAACGCAGCAAACACGCGGUACUGUCGUGGACGGUUCGGAUCCGAAUGCUGUGGUCGUUAAGGAGUUCGAAACGGAACCAACAAUUGAACAUAUUGAACAAUUGCAAACACCUGAGGGUCAAAAAACCGAAAUGAUUACCGUUGUUAGCGAAGGUCCAACAACCACGUCCACUUCGCAAAGCAGCAUACGAGCGGUUGUGCAGCAAGUAACGCGCAAAAUCAUACGAAAGACCCGUAAGAUUAUUAAGCGCAUCGUUGUAAUCGAUGGCGUGGAACAUGUCACCGAAGAGGUGGUUGAAGAGCCAGAAGAAAUCGAGGUCAGUGAAGAAGAGUUGCCGCCACAGGUGAAUGUGAAUAUCAUACGCACCGUCAAUGGCAAAGUGGUGACCGAGGAAGAAUUCGAACGACUGACAAAAGAACCAGGAGUGGUAAUUGAAGAGGUUUCGACUGAUUUGUUGGAACCGCAGUUGCCGCAGACAAGCGCACCUGUAGACGAGGCUGUGCCGUUAGUGCCAGACUCGACGCAGCCGCAACAGGUAUUUGAAAUUGAAUCUUCUACUAUAACUACUACAAAAACACAAACACAACCAACAACAACCAGUAUUAUAACAACAAGUACUACAGAAAGAACUACAACAACAUCAACAGACCAAGCACCAGUAGAAUUUGUUGAUUUGUCCGCACCAAAAGUAGUUGAACAAAGAGUAUUUGAAACCGUAGAAACUACUAGUACUAGCCCUGUUAAUAUUCCAGAGGACUUAAGUACGACACCCUAUGAACAGACAAUAGUAGUUGAAAAGGAAGUUUCACCAAGCGUACAAACCAUCGAACCAACUAAACUCAUAGAAAACAUUCAUGAGAUUUGGCCRAAAGAACAUCAUUUGGUGCCAACUGAUAUCGAUUUCUCUCAUCACCGCGAUGACGCAACUAAACCAUUGGUUGAGACAUAUGAUGUUAAAGCAACCACUGAGUCCCAACCAGUGGAUACUGUUUGGCCAAUUGAUGAAGAUACGGGUUAUCCGGUUUCUCUGGAAGAAUACAAAUUCGAAAAAGUUGUAGAACCCAAGGAAAAGUCUAAAAUAAGUGAACCAGAGCAAAAAACGGCAACAGUGACAACAACAACUAUUACGACAGUCUCCACUGAGCAGUUAUCACCUGAGAAAGUUGUCGACGUAACGGAAACCAUUGARAUAUCAGCACCCGCUGCCUCUGAUUUAGUUAUGCCGGAAUUGGUUCCAUUUAAAGAGCCGGAGAGUAUUGCAGUAUUACCACCAGAUGUUACCGAGCCAGUAUCACAUGUUUCUAAACCACAAGUAUUAACAUCGGUUAAAGAACCUGAAAUUUCGUCAAUUGAAACUCAAGAACCUACUCCCGUACCUUCUAAGCCAAUAGUGUUAGAACCAGAACUACCAUCCUCACAAGUCACCAUUGUCAAGGACGUACCUGAAGAGACACCAACACAACCUGAAGAGAAGCUAGUCACAGAUGUUGCUACAACCGCAGAAGAACCAGAAACAAUUAUUGUGGAAACACCUGCCAGUGAGCAUGUUUCAAUUACUUCUACCGAAACAGUUACUAAAACGCCACCGGARGACAGGUUUCUGCAACCGGUGCCUGCCGAAAAGUCCCAAAUUGACAUACGAGCUGCCACACAGCUCUUUAUUUCUGGCGAAGUGUUGGCCACUGACAGUGAUUCUCCACGUAAAUCAUUCACAGUGACUGCGCCGUCUAUUGAGCAAACCGGCAGCGGUGUUCUCAAAGUUGUUAUGACAACUGAGGAAGAUGUUGACCCUAAACAAUUGCCACCUAAAGUGAGUAUGACAAUUGUUGAGACCUCAACGGUGACCGAAACAGAGCGGGAGGAUACUACAUCGCGGGGCGAUGAAUUGAAUCUCACACCUGCCGAUGCCAAGCGAAGUCGUAAGAAAAAGAAAAGAAAGGAAGAUGUCGAACCUGAAUUUGAGCAAAGUGAAGACGAAGCUAAGGUUGAGAAAUCUGAGGUGCCUGUGUCCAAAAUUUCAGUGUCCGAAAUCGACAUUGAAACUCCUCGUGAAACAGGCUAUGAAGCCGAUGACGUAUCCCUUUAUGAUUAUGAAAAUGAAGAUUCUAGAAAAAUGCGACAUAAGCGGAAGAAGCAAAGAUCAAGAAUCCCUGAAGAUGCAGAGUCACAUGUGCCAUCAUCAGAAGCAACACCACGUGAUAUUGAUACACCCAGUUUGGAAUCUGAAGGUAAAGUUAGGCAAGAGGUGAUUGCCGAGAUUAGCCCAGAAAGUGAAGCGACCAGCAUUGAAAUAGAUACUUCAGUAAAGGUUGUGGAGGAAGCGGUGGUAUCGCCAGAUUCUGAUUCACUACGUGCACCUCUUAUGGAGCUAGUAAUUCCUACCGAGGUCAUAGAAAUUUCCUACGUGGAAGAUGAACAGCAACAAACCACGCCACGUGAAGAACCGUCUGCACCUAUCUAUGAAGAACCCAUCAAAGAGAUCAAAUCAUCCCAGACAUCUCCCGAACAUAAGCCCAAACAAGAAGAAAUAUCCUUGCAGACAAGCAUUGACGUUGUACCAGAAAGUCAAGAGACUGAGGCGCAGACGAUCACAGUUGAAAUAACGGAUACUGAAAUGCAAACAACACCACGUUCUGAGGAGCCAGUUACACAAAUAGCUCUUGAGCCAAAACAAACUGAAGAAGAACAAGUACAAACUGAAGCACCUUAUUCAGAACCUAUGCCGCAAACAGAAGUACCCGCCAAGCCAGAAACCACAGAAAUAUCAAGCCAAACUAUUGUGGUUACCACCAUUGAAAAGAAACUGCAAACUACACCUAAGGAAUCACCACGCUCACCUGAGGCAAGUACUCGCGAUGUCGUUCAACCUUUAGUACACGAACUGGUCAAAGAUUUGACUACAGAUUUACCAACUGAAAAGGUUGAAAAAUCUGACCAAGCUACUGGCACAGAUUACACAGUUACUCAUGAGACUUACGUACAAACUCUCACCCCAGAACCGGUGGAUUAUGUUCAACCUGCAAGCACACCCGAACCGGUAAUUGAAGAAUUCAUAGAACCAGUGCAUGUGGUUAAAGCACCUGCAGAGCAGCGUGAUCAGCACACAACCACAUUCGAGUUGACUCAAGUUGUAGACUCAACAUCACAAACUACACCACGUGAUGAACCUCAACCAGUAGAACAGCCUGUUUCUUUAGAACCCGUUACACUAACAGAAGAUAUUUCAUCAACAUUGACUUCCUUAUCUGAGCCGUACAAUAUWGAAAUUCAAACUUCAGUGGCAAUACCGCCAGAUACGGACAACUCAGAGAUUGACCCGAUUGUAUAUGAGCAUACACAAACAAUUGAACUGCCCAAACGGGAUAAAAAGAAAAAGGAUAAGAAAAAUAAAAAGAAGAAACAUACUGCUGAAGAAAAGCCAGACGAAGAUGACUCUAUUGUGGAGCAGUUGCCAGAGGUCAAUGUGAAUAUCGAAAUAGCAAAAGACAUUGUACCUGAAGCAGGUGUGCUUGUAACUACUACUCAGCAAGUGUCAGAAGAUACCGGUUUACGAACUAUGGAAAAGAAGCCACAAUUGGUGCAACUGCAAAUCACUAAGACUACGGUUUAUGAAGAAUUCCCUGACUUGCCGCUACAGGUCAGCGAGCAGAGCAAGGUGAACCUUACCAGUCAGCAAGGUAGCAAACCACGUUCCAGACCUACUUCAUCCGUCAUGAUUGAGGAAGUAAGCUCGCCAAUAGAAGAAAUUGUUGUGCCGCUAACUCCUGGUCCUGAUAAAGAUGUACCAGAAAGUGCCACUGAAAGCAUUUGGUUAGCGGCAACAACAGCAGUUGGYAUUGCCAAGGCGCCUAAAGAUGCUUCACAGGCAAUGAUUAUGUCUGAAAGUCUACAACACUAUCCUGGAUCACAAGUGAAACCAAAGGCUGUGGAUGUUUGGGCUGAAACGAAGCAAGUUAUCGGUGGACGCAUUAGAUCAUUGAAAGAGUCCACACCUGAGCAUAAACCACUUAGCAAUGUAUUGCAUUUAGCCACCCUCUCCGACAAGAUUACGGAUAUGCCUGUAGAAGUCCGUGCGCAGGAAGUCAAUCAAGGCUUGCUCGAUUUGGAGGUAGCUGUGAAACAAGGUGAUCGCACGGUCAUUGAAACUACCGUCAUAACCGUUAUUGAAAAAGUUUCAACCUGGCUCGAAACUGUUGAAUAUCGAGUGUACUUAAUCAGACAAAACUCUGAUGAAGGUCCUUCCGAGCAGAAGUUGGACGAUUAUAAUCAGUUGAACGAUGAACUCGGUACUAUUAAGUCGAAUGUCAACACACUCGAAAAUCACUUGGAGAAAGCUGACCACUUGACUGGCCAAGAGGUGCAGCAGUGUGUUGAUGCGCUCAAGGAGCAUGUCAAUGCAGURGAAGAAGUGACCAAAGACAACCAGGCACAAGAUACUAAAGAGUUGAAUAAGUGGAAUAAUUUUGUCGUAUUGAUAUAUCGCACCACCACCAUUUUGGAAGAACUUCAAGAACGUUAYGACACCAUUGUGUCGCAAGACAUAACACUGAAUGGAAAAUUGCGCAGUCUCGAUGAAUUGGAGGUACAGAACCGCGACGUACAAGCUAGUAUCGCAGAGCUCACACAAAGUGCACGCGCAUUCCAACGUAACUUCCCUGGCAAGAGGGUGCCGCACGACAUCUACAAUUCCUAUGAAGUUUGUAAAAACAUUGAAAACAACAUACAGGCUGAACGCGACCGCUUAAUGCAGUUGCAGUCCUUAGCCGAAGAGUAUGAGCAAACUCUCAAGGAAUUCACCAACAUCACUGUGUUGGCCGACAAGAUGGUCGAAAGUCCAAUUAUAUCCAGCACAUUGGAACAACUCAAUAAUGAAGUACAGAAACAUCGCAAAUUCUUUGUAAACCUAAGCCAUUGCCGUGCCAUGCUGGAGUCACUGGAAGAGAACAUCGAUACCGAGACGAGAGAGAAGCACGCCGAGUUGCACAAAGAACUCUAUAAUCGCGCGACUGUGCUUUUGGAAAAGGCGUCAGAACGUUCAUCGAAAUUAGUGCAAGCUGCUUCACGCUGGACGGUAUUAGAGAAGGGCAUGAAGGAUGAACUGCAAUGGUUACAUGUGGCACAACAACGGGUGCCCGAUUUGUCUGCUGUCACUUCUGCAGACUACGACCAAUAYACUACGCUAUAUCAGUCCAUCAGCAGCGACAUCUCUAAUCACUACUUGAAAAUGACACAACUCUCAAAUAUUUCCAACAAACUGCAAGAUCUUGUGCAGGCGCCCAACCUAGUCGAAGAGACAAAUGAAGCGCUCAUUGUACUGCUGAAAUUGCGUGAAGAAGUCUCCCUGUACCUGCAUCGUCUGCUCGUCUUCAAAGAGAUUUGGGCACAGUAUGAAAAUCAAACCGAUAAAAUGGAGACUUUCGUGCGCGAAGCUGAGAAGGAAUUGCGCAACAUACAUAUACCCGAAGAUCCACUAGAGCAGCCAAUUGAACAUAUGCGUCAGUUCUGGGAGAUGAAGGCACACUUUGAAAUGCACAAUAACAUACGCAAUCUAGCGGGUCAUAGUUUCGAAAAAGCGCUGCAAGUCAUACCGCUCGCCGACGAAAUGCUACAGCGGCAAUUCCAUGCACAACUCGAAGAUCGUUGCCAAAACAUAGCCGCCUCUAUUGAGCGUAUACAGAAUAAUAUUGUGAAUAGCCUGGCCUCGCAAGACGUGCCACCCGAAGAGAAACUGAAAUUGGUCGAACGUGAGUUGCAAGAAAUCUAUCUGACAAUGACCAGCAUUAAGGGUGUAAUCAAGAAUGAGGAAGAGCUCUGCCUCUACAUUGAGCGCAUACAAGUACUGCGUACGCGUGUUGGCUUCAUUGGCAAUGAAUUGGGGCGCAUCGGGCUGCAAGAACCAUCCGUCGAACCGGAAAAGGUGGGCGAACUCUUUGCACUCUCGCAUAAGAUCAACACACAAAUUGCCGAAGAACUUGAAGGCGCCUCCGUGCUGCGCGAACAAUUGCGUGCCAUACAAGAGGGCAUACAAAAUCUGCGCAAACAUCAAACAAAACUCUCGGUCAUAUUGGACGAAUGCGAAAGCGCUGAGAAACUGAGUAGCGAAGCUAUUGAAAAGGCGGUAAUCGAUUGUCAAGCAGUUGGUGAAGAUCUYAUCGGUAAUUGGCAAGAAAUCAUGCGUAUACGACAAAUGUUGCAUACGUUGCCAAUGCGGUUGAAGAUGUCGGUGUCGCCUGUGAAAUUGGAGCGUGACAUCUCGCAGCUACAAGACGAUCACGCMUUCUUAGAGAGCAAAUGCACGAACAUACUGGCAAUACUGAGAAAUCGCUUAGCGCUUUGGUUACGCUAUGAGCGUCAGCUGGAGUUGGUGCACGAUUCCGUGCAGGAGACUGACUUUAUGAUGGAAUUGCUCAAGGUGCACGGGCAGGUCGACUAUGAGCGGCUGCGCAAGGCCACUGAACGACUAGAGGGUCUUGCUGGUGAUUUACAAAAUCGUGAAACACUCUUGGAGGAUUUAAAAACCUCGGCUAAGCCUCUUAUCGAAACAUGCGAUGUKCAAAUUGUCGAACAGAUCGAGUCGGCUGUGCAGGAUGCGGUUGUAGCUUGGAAUGAUACGUCGGAUAAUUUGCUGCAACUGUGCACGCGUUAUCAGCGCGCUGUCGAGCUUUGGGAGAAAUAUCGCAACGCUUCGGCGGCCAUACGUAAUUACGUUGAACAGCAAAUGGAUACGGUGCAGAAUUUGAAACAGCCGCGGGAGACGCUGCAAAGUGCUAAGAUCUGCCAGGAUAAUUUAAACUCACAAACGGAUCGUUUGUCGGAGCUGCGCGAUAUCGUUACGAAAAUAGCCGCCGAUAUUGGUUUGGAUGCCUCCGGACUCAUGCAAGGCGAAUUGGAUGCGUUAGGCCAACGUUUGCAAGACUGCAAGGAGGCCAUUACCACAUUGGCCAAUGUGGCCGAAGCCAAGGAUAAAGAACGCAAGGCCAUCGACGAGAAUGUACAGCAAACGAAAGCGUACUUGAACAAUGUACAGAAGGAUGUCGAUCGCCAAUCGCAGGUCACCGCAGCCGGUGUGCCUAGCGAGGAGCAGCUAACGGCAUUGCGCACUCACUUGCAGACACUGGCUCGAACGGAGGAAGAGCUGAAGCAGYUGCGUGAGCGAAAUAUUGAGAACACGACGACCGAACGUAGUAAUCUGGCUGAUGAUGACAACACCAUCAUCGAGGUGCUGGAAUUGUGGCAAAAGAUAUUCCAGGAUACCUUUCAAGAGUAUCAUCGCCUCUCCACACGUUUGCUGCGCAGUCAGAACAGCGCUGAGGCAUUGAAGUUGUGGCGUCAAUACUUGCAGCACGUGCAACAAUUCCUUGCCUGCAACAUACCUGAAGACUACACAAGUCUCAAGGAGCAGCAGCAUCUGUGUGAGAUACAUCAAAAUCUKCUUAUCUCACAGCAAAAUGUGCUCGCCACACACACGGAAGCCGAACAACAACUCGAACCGGCACUCGCCGAACAAUUCAAAGUGCUAACGAACAUGCAUAAUGAGACGCUGUCACGCAUUAUGCAACGCAAUAAUGAGCUGGAGGCGCGCAUGACUGCUUGGAACACGUAUCGCGCUGAUUUGGCGGCGCUGCUCGAGUGGUUGAAGGAGCGCGAGAAGGAGCGCACACGCUUGCAACUACGCUACAUAAACCUGAAGCGCGUGCCACGCCUCAAGCAGCGGCUGGAUGAGUUACUACAACAGUUGCCAGCAGGCGAAGCAAUGUUGACGCAAUUGAGGGAGCAGCAAACUAGUUUGUUGCGCUUCUGCGACGAUGCGCUCGCCACCUCCAUACGCAUGGAACAGUCAAGUGUAGCACAACGCAUUAACAACUUGAAGGCCGCACUGGAGACAUGGAAUAGCUUUCUGUUGAAAAUCUCACAGCUGGCGAGCGCUUAUGAGCAACGUACCGUUCAGCUAGACAAAGAGUUCGACAAAAUGCAACAGCUAGUAAACAAAACAAAUGACCUAUUACCCACUAGCGCCAGUGAUAUACAGGAUUGUYUGAGUAAACUGCGCGCGCAGCAAGUACAUCUUUCGACGCUCACGGAAGAUCUUGAAGCACUCAAUGUCACACAAGAGGAACUCAAAGAAUGUAUUAGCCCGCACGACAUGAAGGCAAUAAGACAGAAGAUUUGGCUGCACUGGCAGCAGCACGCUGAUCUCGAAUACCAACUGACGACUUUGAUAAAUAUCAUCGAGGAGCGCUUGUCUUUGCAUGCACUCUUCAACACACGCUACGACCGUUUGGCGCACUGGUUGAGUGGUCUGGAACACCGCGUUGAGCGUGAUUCGGAUAUCUCAGCCAUAGCGAACCCCGAAGAUGCAGCGCGUCAAUUGGAUAAACAAAUCACCGCUGAGCUCCAACUGCGCGAAAAAGAUCGCGAAUGGCUGUUGUCUACGGGACGCGAACUUAUCUCACUCUACACAGACAAUUCGCGCAAUGCAGAGGCCAUACGYCAUGAGGUGCAAGAGAAAUCGGAUAUGCUAAUCGAUCGUUGGGAACGGCUGAAGUACCUGAGCAAGCAGCGCGCCAACAAGAUUGGCGAUUUGAAGAUGACACUGCUGCGCCUAGAGGAACGCAUUGCCUUAAUACGUGCCUGGAUGUUCGAAGUAGAGACCGAAUUGCAUAAACCACUCACUUUCGACUCGUACACACCACCGGUUAUAGAGGCGAAACUCAAGGAGCAUGAGAAGAUACAACGCUCCAUUGAGAAUCACAGCAGCAAUGUUGGUGAAGUGUUGAAUUUAGUUGAAAUGCUGCUAAAUGACGCGGAUACCUGGCGCUCGCAUGUAAACACCUCGAAUCUUGGUGUAUCUGCGCAGAAUCUCGAGAAACGCUGGAAGAAUGUCUGUCAGCAAUCCGCCGAACGCAAGCAACGCAUACUUACCACAUGGAAUUUGUUGCAACAAUUGAUCAAAUUCACCACUGAGUACAAAACAUGGCUAAGCAAACAGGAGACAGACAUUGCGGCCUACGAACGCGACCUUUCAACAUUGUCGAAGGAGGAAGCGGCUGCACGUCAAAAAGCUGUCGAAACUAAGCUACGUGAACUAGAGGCACAAGAGGYGCCCCUCAAUCAAUUAGCACAGACUUAUGCCAAACUGAUGAUGAGCGCUGGGGUUGAUCCCGAGAAUAUACAGAGUCUUACCAUGCCGACGAAGGUAAUGUUGGCGAAGUGGCGUCAACUCGGACCACGCUGUCAUGCUGUUAUCGAUGUCAUUGACAAAGACGUCAAAUUGCGGCGCGAUUUCGAGAAGGCACAACAAGAGGCUGUAAAUGYGUUGACCGGCAUACAAAGUGAACUGGACCRUUUGCAGAAACAACAGCCAUGUACACCCGCCGAAGCACAAGCUGCUGUGAAACGUAUCGAAAACUUGGAAGCCAAGCUGAAACAAGCUGGCGAAAAAGUGGAAAGUGCUGACAAAUUAGCGGCCGAAACCAAAAAUAAGGCGAAACAAGACGAACUGACGCGUAUCAURACGCUCAUCACGCAAUACACCAUCAUUUGGCGUGAACUGCAAACGCGCAUAGUCACAAUCAAAGCCGAAUGGAUUGCCAAAGCGGCCGCCGCCGCUACCGGAGUUGUCGGCGSUGUUGCAGAGGCAGCUAUCACCGCGACACACGCAUCCGAAGCCGAUGCUGGCGUGCAAGUGAACACUUUGUCACAACGCAAGCUACGCAAGGCGCAAAUGCAACGCGAAACCUCGAUCACCGCCAAAGAUGCCUAUAUCAUGGAGCUGGAGACAGCGAUCAAGGAAUGCCAAACGAAUCUCGAUGAGCUGAAGCGCACCAUUUGCGACAAGACACGCAAACCAGGUCCGCAAAAGAUGUCCAAGCUGAUUGGCAAUGCACAAUCGUCCACCGAGCUGGUGAAGCAUUUAAGUCAGCUGUUGUUGAGCGAAUGCCAAGCGAGCGCCGACGAGGCGCAAGUGGAGGCAGUGGCAGAGCUGGCGCUGCGCUUCGAAACAUUGCUGUCGCAAUGGAAGACGCGCCAACAGCAAGAUCAAAAAGCUAGUGAGGUCGGACGCCUGACGUGCCCGCUUUGCACACAACGCAAUUGGCAGCAGAUCGACAACGAUCUUUGGCGCCUCGAGCAAUGGCUACAGUUUGCCGAAGGUACGCAAAAGUCGCAAACCUCACCACCGUCGAAUAUCGAACUGCUCGAGGAUGUGGUGCAAGAUCAUCGCGAAUUUCUGCUCGAUCUCGAGAGUCACAAAUCGAUUGUGAUGAGCCUGAAYGUAGUCGGCGAUCAUUUGGCCACACACACAUUGGACACGGACAAGGCGCGGCAAUUGCGCGAUCGUCUCGAAGCCGAUAAUCAACGCUGGAAUGCAGUUUGUAUGGUUGCUGCCAAAUGGCAGGGCCUCUUACAAACAGCGCUCAUGGGCAAUAGCGAAUUCCAUCAGAUAAUCGAUGAACUGUGCUCGUGGUUGCAGCAAACCGAACAGAAUAUCAAAUCAUCGGAACCGGUGGAUUUGACUGAAGAGCGUAGUGUGUUGGAGGCGAAAUUCCGUAAAUUCAAAGAAUUGCGSGCCGAAUUAGAACGUUGCGAACCGCGUGUUGUGAGCUUACAAGAUGCUGCCGACCAGCUGUUAAAGUCCGUGGACGAGACGAGCGCCGAGUCGUCACACACCUAUGCAAGAACCCUUUCCAGGUUGACCGAUCUACGUUUGCGUUUACAAUCGUUGCGUCGCCUGUCCGGCAUCUACAUUGUGAAGUUGGGCGCGGUGCUCGGCUAUAAUAGUGACAACAUGGGCGUGUCGCUGCAUAUGUUGUCGAAUGAGCUUUUGGAUCAAACUACAUUACCCUCUACAUCUUCUUCCAUGCAGGCAGCCGCACCAUACACUGAUAAUGCAAACGGCACCACCGGCACCGAUGCCGAUGCUGUCGAUGGCGAUGCCAUCAACACCACCGUACUUGCGCGCGGUGCACGCUUCCUCGGGCGGGUUGCACGUGCCUCCCUGCCCAUACAAGCGCUCAUGUUGCUGUUGUUGGGUGUUGCCACACUUGUGCCCCACGGUGAAGACUACACUUGCAUGUUCUCGAACUCGUUUGCGCGCAGCCUAGAGCCGAUGCUCUCAUACCCCAACGGACCGCCACCGACGUAAUAGUGGGUAGUUGUCGCAAACCAAAACAAAAAACACAGAAAAAACAAUUAAAUUAAACGAACAAAAAAUAGUAUAUAAGAAAAACGAAUAUAAAUAAUAUAUACAUAUGUAAGAAAAGUGAGAUUUGUAAAUGUCCUACACAUUGUGUACAAGAUUGUACAGUGUUAAAAAGAAAAAAGUUGCAGUUGGAAUAUUAAGCAAAAGAAAGGGAGUGUUUUGUACGCUUGCGUGAAAUUGCACAAAAAAGAAAAAUAAGAAAAGAAAAAGCAUAAAGCAUAAAGUCGUGUAUAUGCCUUGCUUGUAAUUGUAUGUACAAUAAACUAUAAACAAAUACUGAUUGCUAUAAAUUUGUACAUCACUUAGUGCAACAUAAAGAAUAAUUCAAAUACUUGCCGUACGAAGUUUUCCAGGUAGUUUGUACAUUUUGAUAGGCAUUAGAUAGCGCUUUGGAGUAAUUGACGAAACGAAACCGAAGUUUUGGGGAACAGUAUGUUAAAUAAAAUGACGGCGAAUGAAUAAGGAAUCUAGGGUAAAGAAGUAAGAAAGCAAUAACUGCUGGCAUAACAGUUAUAAUAACGCUUUAUAAUCUUGGUUAUAAAAGCGGUUAUAAUAACAAGUUAAAACAAACAUAACAAAGUGCAACAACUUAUAUGAAAUUUUAGUACAUAAGCAUGACAGAAAAACAGAAAAUUACAACUAAAACUUAAAAAAAAAAAAAAAAAAAAAAAUUACGAAACGCACAUAGAACACGAUAAAUUAUAGUAAAACAAAUUUUUGAUAUUUUCGGUACACGAAAAAGGACUCGCAAAACGACAACAAACAACAACAACAAGCAUGCCGUGUGCUAAGCGAAUUUCGUGGAACAUUUUUGCUUAGCGCAGGGCAUGGCGCAAGCACGGCAAACAAAAUAYAACGACAAUGCCAAAAGACAACAACAAACAAGUAGAGAACCGAAAUCCUUAAGCAAUUACAACAACACUCUCCAAAAUUUAAGUUUUCUCAAAGCCACAUAAAGGAAAUUGCACGAACAACUUUCAAAAUCGAAAAAUUCAAAAUCCAUGACCUACAAAAACUUGUUUGAAAACUGACAAACGCGCACAUUUUUGCAUGACCACAUCUCCCAAAAUACAGCGGUUGUAUCAAAACUGCGCGCAUUUGCCUUUUCACAAAACAACAAGAAAGUCAAUGUAACGCCAUCCUUUAGCGCACACAUGCGCGCAUGCGCACAAAUCUCUCCAAUGUGUGCAUGCUGGUUGGACGCAAAGUUGACAAAAACAAGUACUGAAGUACGAUUAAUUCACAUCGAAAACAUUCCCAAACAGGCAUUACCAUAGUUAGUUUUAGCUAAACGCAACAUUUACUUAUUUUUCCAAAACUUGAUAGUAAUUUUUUAGUAGUUAAAAAUCGAUAAAUGUUGUUGUUGUUGGUAUUUAUGUUAAAAUGUGUGGCGCAGUUGUUGUUGGAAAAUGUAACUAAACGCAAGCAGCAAGUGUCCUCAAUUGGCGCGAAAUCAAAUUUCAAUGAAGUAAGCUCUUUUUGGCUAAAACAAAAAAAGAAAAGAAAAGAAAAGAAAAAACUGCAAAACAAAACGAACGAAGUGAAAUAUUAUUAUUAUUAUUUUUUAAAUGAGAUUAGUAAAGGCAAACAAGCGCGUUGCAAAAUGAGCAACCAAAUGUUAAAAAUAUGAAAUUAUAAAAAAAAAAAAUUGUUAAGCCUAAAACUAGCACACGCACUAGAAGCGCCUCUGCGUGAAUUUUGUUUUGCCAGAAUCCAUCCAUACACACUUACAUUGUUGUGGUGUGUAUUCUAAUAUAUGUAURUUUUGUUUACUUUUUAUUAACGUUGAUAUGAAAUUUACGCUUUAUCUAUGCUUUUCCUAUGUGUACCUAAAACGCAUUAUGCAAACUUAUCGUUAAAAACUAUUUAUUCAUUUCGCUAUGGAUUUACAUAUACAUUUAUACGAUAUUAUUAACAAUUGUUUAAACGCUUAUGGCUUUGUUAAAUUUUCCGUAUUUUUAUACAACUACACUGAAAAAAAAUUAAUGUCAAUUUAUUUAAAAAAAAGUUUAUUUUAAUAAAAAAAGAUUUUUUUUUACUUUAAGUAAACGAUAUGACCAUUACACGACGAAAACUGAAAAACA
Bactrocera latifrons is the source of this 40688-nucleotide messenger RNA. It is a transcript of the gene Msp300, whose product is annotated as nesprin-1. Gene Ontology annotation, cellular component: cytoplasm; meiotic nuclear membrane microtubule tethering complex; nuclear outer membrane. Bases 700 to 38547 code for a protein of 12615 amino acids. Gene Ontology annotation, molecular function: actin filament binding. The record is from RefSeq and is a predicted model, not a curated record. Gene Ontology annotation, biological process: nuclear migration. The transcript is spliced from 29 exons. Lineage: Eukaryota; Metazoa; Arthropoda; Insecta; Diptera; Tephritidae.